AUGGGUUCAAAACAUUCUAAUAAGGAUCAUGAAACUCGUAACAAAGCUCAACAACUGCAAUAUCGCAUUUUGUGCGACAAAGAAAAUUUGGAACUGAUUGUUGACGUUGUUAAAAGUUCUUCCAAGCAAUCUUGCUAUGUUAAUGAAGAAGUCCUAUCGACUUAUUGUGCACUAUUGGAUAAAGAGUACGAAACAGUUGAUUUAGAUUUUCAUUACAUCAAUAUGAUGUUUUUUCGUAUGCUUUCUCAUUGUGAAUCUUCAAUUUUCAUGAAGUUAUCAUUUAUGGAACUUUUACACCGAGUUCUUGAACACUUUAAGGAACUGACCGACACUUUCAAUUUGAAUUUGAAUGACUCACAAAUUAAAUUCAGAGACUUUGCAUAUAAAAUUGUAAAAGACUUUGCUAUACGAAUGGAAAAGCAUCCACUAACUUAUAUCGAA
This is a messenger RNA of Racocetra fulgida, 441 nucleotides long. Lineage: Eukaryota; Fungi; Glomeromycota; Glomeromycetes; Diversisporales; Gigasporaceae. The record is from the annotation of a GenBank genome assembly.